AGUUGUCAAAAGAGCCUGGGAUGAAGAACCUCCUCACUCUUGGGUCGGAAUCAAGAGAUUGGACUCUGCAGGAGACCCGAAUUCGCUGAGGGCAAGAAGUGCGAGGAWCAGAAAGGGAAAAGCUUGGAAGAGACUAGGGGUUAUGGCUUCCCGUGAUCCUGCAGUUCUUUCUCCAACGGGUAAAUUCUGGGGGGUUCCCGAACCGAACCCUGGAGUGUGACCGUCGCAGACCUCCAGUGCCCAGAUUUCUGGUCCUGACACGUGAAGCCGGCUCUCCGGGAAACUCCGAAAAUCCCUAGGUGACCCAAGGCCCAGGAUUAACUCUUCCAGCAAUCCUCAUUUGUUUGGUGGUACAUCUUGACGAACUGUAAUAAAGAGUAAGCACAGACAACUAUCCCAACUUGAUCUGACAUCAAAUGAGAGAAGAGUGCUGUAACUUGUGAAAAUGUGUGUCAUCACAAAACUUGCUCAUCGAGGUGGCUCGUGAACUGCUUCCUCUUGUGGUGAAAUAAUGUUCAGCUCUACCUUCAAAGCUGAUYGCCUCCGGGUUAACUUGCAUCUGGUUAUCAAUCGCUUAAAACUCCUGAAAAAAAAGAAAAUUGAACAGACUCAGAGAGCAAAGAAGGAGGUUGCAGACCAUAUGGCCACUGGGAAGGAUGAGAGAGCCCGGAUCCGUGUGGAGCACAUUAUCCGGGAAGACUACCUUGUGGAGGCCCUAGAGGUUCUGGAACUGUACUGUGACCUGCUACUGGCUCGGUUUAGCUUGAUUCAGGCCACAAAGGAACUAGAUUCUGGUCUGGCUGAAUACAUAUCUACACUAAUCUGGGCAGCUCCUAGACUGCAGUCAGAAGUACCUGAGCUGAAAAUAGUAUUUAAUCAGCUGUGUGCAAAAUACAGCCAAAAGUAUGGUCAACUCUGUCAAACAAAUGAAAUUGGAACUGUCAACUCUCAGCUAAUGUGUAAAUUAAAUGUGAACACUCUACCCCAGGUUCUAGUGGAACAGUACCUGGUAGAAAUUGCUAAGAACUAUAAUGUGCCCUAUACAUCCAAGACAAGCGUUAUGGCUGAAGCCCCAGCGGACCUGGUCUGUGUUGGAUUUACAGAGGAUGUCAAGAAAGAUGCCCUUGGCAGAGGAGAUAGCACUGCAGUGAGAGCAGGUGAUCCACCUGGGGCUUUGCCGAUAUCUGCACCAGGGCCCCUACAUGUGCCAUCCCCAGGCCCUUGUUUCCCGUCUUUUCCUCCUGAAAGACAGAAUGAUGACUAUAAGAAGAAUGAUUUGCUUCCCUCACUAGUUCCUAGUCCAGGACUCAGCCCCCAAACUUCUUCAAAACCAGAAUCAAGAACCAAGAUUGGUUUCCAUAACUUCAUGCUGUCUAAUUUGCCUGAUGUAAAACCUCAAGCAAGCCCGUCCAUCGACCCUUAUGAUUCCGAAGAGGUUGACUUGGAAGACCUUAACCUGAGACUUGAAAUGCUGAAGAAAAUGAAUUAAUUUCUUGGUCCUUGAAUUGAGCAUUUGCCUGGGAAUCAGGACUGGGUAUGAAUUUUAGCAUAGCCAUCUCUGUGUGGGUCUGAAGCUUUCUCGUUCACAAUUCCUUCCAUUUCUUAAAUUCUAUAUAUCUCUGCCUACUGUAAUAAUGUGUAAAUGUGUGUCUGUGUACACACAUGUAAUUAUUUCUGUCCCCUCAAAUUUGAAAUACUUAGAUGAAAAUUCUGGACCUACAGAAUAUUAUUAAUUGAGGUCAAUAAAUUUUCCUCUGGAUCUUUAAUUAUCCCAUAAUUAUCUCUUUUUUUUUUUCAGGUAGGCAGAAUGGUGUGAAUUUUAAAUCCCAUCGCAUACUACCUAUAUGACUUUUAGCAAAUGGUGCCUCCUGUCAAAUGUGUAUGAAAGAAUUCAAAAACUAGAGGAAAAGAUCUUUUAAUAAAUGAGUUUUGCGGGGCUGGGAAGAUAGCUAAGUGGUAGAGUGUUUGCUUAUCAUGCGUGAGGAUCUGGAUUUGAUCCCAGUACUGCAAAAACAAACAAACAAACAAACAAA
Messenger RNA from Urocitellus parryii (Arctic ground squirrel), 2033 nucleotides. Its product is annotated as IST1 homolog. Gene Ontology annotation, biological process: protein transport. The record is from RefSeq and is a predicted model, not a curated record. Lineage: Eukaryota; Metazoa; Chordata; Mammalia; Rodentia; Sciuridae.